Xiphias gladius (swordfish) is the source of this 7430-nucleotide messenger RNA. Its product is annotated as retinal-specific phospholipid-transporting ATPase ABCA4-like. Gene Ontology annotation, molecular function: ATP hydrolysis activity; ABC-type transporter activity; ATP binding. Lineage: Eukaryota; Metazoa; Chordata; Actinopteri; Istiophoriformes; Xiphiidae. The coding region runs from base 1 to 6684 and encodes 2227 amino acids. Gene Ontology annotation, cellular component: membrane; intracellular membrane-bounded organelle. The transcript is spliced from 47 exons. The record is from RefSeq and is a predicted model, not a curated record. Gene Ontology annotation, biological process: lipid transport; transmembrane transport.
AUGAAGACAGGCUCUCAAAUCCGCCUGUUACUGUGGAAAAACUGGACUCUCCGCAAGAGACAGAAGAUCCGCUUCCUAGUGGAGAUCUUCUGGCCAGUGUUGUUAUUCAUUGGUCUGGUGUGGCUGAGGAAGGCCAAUCCACUGUACCAACAACAUGAAUGUCAUUUCCCCAACAAGGCCAUGCCCUCGGCAGGGAUUCUGCCCUGGAUCCAGGGCAUCUUCUGCAACGCCAACAACCCCUGCUUCAGAUAUGCAACCAGGGGAGAGUCUCCAGGAGUUGUGUCCAACUAUAACAACUCAGUAUUGGCAAAGUUCUAUGUUGAUGUCCAGGAGCUUCUGCUCAAUGACACAGAGGUCCAGCAGCUCGGCCGGCUUUGGCGUGAAAUGUCGUCUUUCUCAAACUUCAUGGACACGUUACGCAAAGACCCAUCCGUGGUGUCAGGCCGUGGGCUCAAGGUAGAAGACAUUCUGAAGGAUGAUGAGGUUCUCACAGCCUUCCUGUUGCGAGAUGCCGGCCUCCCGGACUCCAUAGUCUACCAGCUCAUCAACGCAGAAAUAAAACUAGAACAGUUUGCCUUUGGUGUCCCAGACCUGCAGCUAAAAGACAUUGCGUGCAGCCAGGCCUUGCUGGAGCGCUUCAUCAUCUUCCCGAGCCGCAUGGGACUCCACGGGGUCCGCAACGCCAUGUGUGCCCUCAGCCAGCAAAGGCUGCAGAGGAUAGAGGAUAUCCUUUAUGCUAAUCUGGACUUCUUCAAGAUCUUCAAACUGAUGCCUCAGGUUGUGGACACCAGCUCCCAGGGGAUUGACUUGCACUUCUGGGGUCGGGUUCUUGAGGCCACGUCGGAGAAGAUCCAACUUCUGAUGGAGCAGGAGAGCUCUCAGGAGCUCCUGAAGGCGGUUUCCUCUCUGUUCCAAGCUGGGGGUCCUUCCUCCUUCACCCAUCUUAUGUCCAGCGUGUCCAGCCUCUUCUGUGGGUACCCAGAGGGAGGUGGCUCCAGGGUCCUGUCCUUCAACUGGUACGAGGACAACAACUACAAGGUGUUUCUUGGGGUCAAUGGCACCAAGAACCACAACUAUGUCUAUGAUGACACUGCCACUCCCUUCUGCAACGCCCUCAUGCAGACCCUGGAGUCCAACCCCGUCACAAAAAUUGUGUGGAAUUCAGUCAAGCCCCUGCUGAUGGGAAAGAUCCUGUACACCCCCGACUCCCCUGCCGUCCGCAAGAUAUUAAAGAGUGCCAACACAACCUUUGAGGAGCUGGAGAGGCUCCAGAACAUGGCCAAGGCUUGGGAGGAGGUGGGACCUCAGCUCUGGGCUUUUUUCCACAACAGCGUCCAGAUGAAUAUGAUCAGGGACACCCUGAGAAACCCGACAGUGAUGGACUUCAUGGACAGCACUCUGGAGGACACUGACUUUACCACCAAAGACAUUCUUAACUUCCUGUGCAAUGGCCCUGAGGAACAGCGGGAGGCAGGAAUGCCAAGCUUUGACUGGAGGAAUAUUUUUAACAUCACUGACCAGAUCAUACGCAUGUUCAACCAGUAUGGAGAGUGCAUCAGUCUGGAUAAGUUUGUGGCCCACACAGAUGAGUCCCAGAUGAUCCACCAGGCCUUGUACCUGCUGGAGGAGAACAAGUUUUGGGCUGGCGUGGUCUUCAUGGACAUGUACCCCUGGACCACAAGUGUACCGCCGCAUGUCAAGUAUAAGAUCCGCAUGGACAUUGACGCAGUGGAGCGCACCAACAAGAUCAAAGACAGGUACUGGGACCCCGGCCCCAGAGCAGACCCCGUGGAGGACCAGCGGUACAUCUGGGGAGGCUUUGCCUACCUGCAGGACAUGAUUGAACAUGGCAUCAUCAAGCUUCACACGGGCAACGACUGGCCUCUCGGGGUCUACGUCCAGCAGAUGCCCUAUCCAUGUUAUGUAGAUGACCUCUUCAUGAUCACACUGAACCGCUGCUUCCCGAUUUUCAUGGUGCUGGCCUGGAUCUACUCUGUGUCCAUGACUGUGAAGAGCAUUGUGCUGGAGAAAGAGCUGCGCCUCAAGGAGACCCUCAAAGCCAUGGGGGUUGACAACGGUGUCAUUUGGUGCACGUGGUUCAUCGACAGCUUCAUCCUGAUGACCGCAAGCACGGCGCUGCUCACCUCCAUCAUCAUGGGUGGGAAGGUGCUUAACUACAGUCACCCCAUCCUCGUCUUCUUCUUCCUGCUGACUUUCACCGUCACCACCAUCAUGCAGUGUUUCCUGAUGAGCGUGUUCUUCAACAACGCCAACCUAGCGGCUGCCUGCAGCGGCAUCAUCUACUUCACCCUCUACCUGCCUCACAUCCUGUGCUUCGCCUGGCAGGACCGCAUCACAAAAAACAUGAAGUUGGCCGCCAAUGGUCGGCCAUUCUACUUCCCAUUCCAAACCUCAUACUGGCAAAGACCUGCACCCUCCCACGCAGAAAUGGCUGAUCCAGAUCCUGAGAAACCUGAACCAGAGAACAUGGAGAAGGAUGUUGAGAGCAGGGGCACACCAGAGACAUACAUCUGCAACGGCUCAGCCAGCCGGAAAACCUGCAAGCACCAAAGUAAGAGGGAACGACUGUUGAGAGAGAAGGAGCUGCUGAGACGACAACAGGAAACUCCAAAUCAGGAGGAGUGUGAGGAGUCAAGGAGGGAAGGUCAGUUGUUCUUUGAGCCCGACCCAGUGGGCCUGGUGAUGGGAGUGCAGGUCCAGGACCUGGUAAAGGUGUUUGGUGGAAGCUCUCGUCCAGCGCUAAACUGUCUCAACAUAAAUUUCUACGAAGGCCAGAUCACAUCCUUCCUAGGACACAACGGGGCAGGAAAAACCACAACUAUGUCCAUCCUGACCGGCCUGUUCCCUCCUACAUCUGGCACAGCCUACAUUAAUGGAAGAGACAUCAGGACUGACAUGGACGUCAUCCGUUCCUCUAUGGGCAUGUGUCCUCAAUACAACAUGCUCUUCAAACAUCUCACGGUGGAAGAGCACAUCCUGUUCUACUCACUGCUGAAGGGUCGGACUCAGGCGGAGGCAGAGAAGGAGGUCGAGGACAUGCUGGUGGACCUAGGGCUGCCUCACAAGAGAGACGAUGAGGCUCAGAACCUCUCAGGCGGUAUGCAGAGGAAACUGUCUGUUGCCAUGGCGUUUGUUGGAGGGUCGAAGGUCGUGAUCCUGGAUGAGCCCACCUCAGGAGUUGACCCCUAUUCCAGGAGAUCUAUUUGGGACCUCCUUCUGAAAUACAGAAAUGGCCGUACAGUGAUUCUGUCCACCCAUCACAUGGACGAGGCCGACCUGCUGAGCGACCGCAUCGCCAUCAUCUCCAAAGGACAGCUCCACUGUUGCGGGUCUCCCCUCUUCCUCAAGAACUGCUUUGGAGUGGGUUUCUAUCUGACACUGGUGCGCCGCAUGAAGGAUCUGAGGAAGAAGGAGAAUGACUGCGACUGUGCCUCAGACUGCUCCUGUUCCUGCUCCAUAUGUACCGGAUACAAAGAUCAGUCUCAGAACCAAUCCCAGCACCUAGACAGAGUUUUAGAUGGGGAUAUAGACAGCAUCACCGGCCUCAUCCACCACCACGUCCCAGAAGCCAAACUGAUUGAGAUGAUUGGACAGGAGUUGACCUACCUGCUCCCCAAUAAAGGGUUCAAGCAUCGGGCGUAUGCCAGUCUGUUUAGGGAGCUGGAGGAGACUCUUGCUGAUAUAGGCCUCAGCAGCUUUGGCAUCUCCGAUACAUCACUAGAGGAGAUAUUCAUAAAGGUCACUGCAGAUGGAGAAGCAGCGAAUAAUGCCACCACUCCUGAACAUAAUGGUGUGAAUGGCACUACCCAUGGUGCAUCGGACAGCGGUGCAGGAAAGGGCUCCGUGCAGGUGAAAGGCGCCACUCUGAUCCUGAAGCAGUUCCACGCGCUGCUGGUAAAGAGGUUUCACCACGCCACAAGAAGCAAGAAAGACUUCCUUGCACAGAUCGUCCUCCCUGCCAGUUUCAUCCUGAUAGCUCUGAUCUUCACCGUGAUUGUCCCCCCGUUUGGAGAGUAUCCCAGUCUGACAUUGACACCCUGGAUGUACGGUCAACAGUUCACCUUCAUCAGUAAUGAGCAACCAUUUGACCCCAAAAUGAAACACUUCAAAGAGCGUCUGUUAAACCAACCAGGCAUGGGCACGCGCUGCAUGCAAGGAGAACCGCUAGGAAUGCCCUGCAGCAACAGUACAUCAGAGUGGGACUAUCCUGAUGUGUCCCCCGUGGUCAGCAACAUCCUACUGAGUCCUGAGUGGAACUGGAGAAACCCCUCCCCCUCCUGCCAGUGCAGCACCAGUAAGAAGUUGACCAUGAUGCCCAUCUGUCCUAUCGGCGCGGGAGGCCUGCCCCCCCGCCAGCGGAUCGAGGUCACGGGAGACACGAUGCUGGAUCUGACAGACAGGAACAUCUCUGACUACCUGGUUAAAACCUACCCCAGUCUCAUCAGAACCAGUUUGAAGAGCAAAUAUUGGGUGAACGAGCAAAGAUAUGGAGGUCUGUCAGUAGGAGGACAACUGCCCAUCCUCGACGUGAGCCCCAAAGACAUCCAGGAUGUCUUCCAUCAGCUGGGACAAAUGCUCAACAUCACAGGGGGUUACAAUUCUGGACUUGCGCUGAGGGAGAUUGGUCCUUUCUUACGAUACAUGGAAAGUGAAUUCAAUAUAAAGGUUUGGUAUAAUAAUAAAGGCUGGCACGCCAUGGUGGCCUUCAUGAACGUGGCCAACAACGCCAUCCUGCGGGCCUUCCUACCCCUAACCUCCAACCCUUUCGAGUUUGGCAUCACCGCCAUCAACCACCCUCUGAACCUCACCAAAGAGCAGCUUUCCGAAGUCACUGUGUUGACCACCUCGGUAGACGCCGUAGUGGCGAUCUGUGUUAUUUUUGCCAUGUCCUUCAUCCCCGCCAGCUUCGUCCUCUACCUCAUCCAUGAGCGCGUCACCAAGGCCAAGCACCUGCAGUUUGUCAGUGGGGUCAACCCUACAGUUUACUGGGUGGCAAACUUCUUCUGGGACAUGAUUAACUACUCUCUCAGCACUGCAAUGGUGGUUGGCAUUUUCGUGGCUUUUGACAAAAAGUGUUACACAUCACCGUCCAACCUGCCAGCACUAAUUGCACUGCUUCUUCUGUACGGAUGGUCAGUGACACCCAUGAUGUAUCCCAUGUCCUACAUAUUCAACAUCCCAAGUACUGCGUACGUCUCUCUGUCCUGCAUCAACCUGUUCAUAGGCAUCAACAGCAGCGCCAUCACCUUCAUCCUGGAGCUUUUUGACAACAAUCGGUCUCUGCUGAUGUUCAAUGAGUGGCUGAAGAAAGGCCUGCUGGUGUUUCCUCACUUCUGCCUGGGGCGAGGACUGAUAGACAUGGCCAUGAACCAGGCUGUUACUGACGUUUAUGCCAGGUUUGGUGAAGAGUACACCGUGGACCCUUUCCGGUGGGACUUUGUAGGGAGAAACGUUGCUUUCAUGGCGGUGGAGGGCUUUGUCUACUUUAUUCUCAAUCUUCUCAUCCAGUACCGGUUCUUCUUGGACCACUGGUUAUCAGACUACAAGCAGACUCCAACACUAGAUGAAGAUGAUGAUGUGGCAGCAGAGAGGCAGAGAAUAUAUGAUGGAGGGAGCAAGACAGACAUCCUGCACAUCAGGGACCUCUGUAAGACGUAUGUGGGCAGGAAGAGGGCAGCUGUGGACCGGAUUUGUGUUGGCGUCCCUGCAGGAGAGUGUUUUGGUCUCUUGGGAGUUAAUGGAGCUGGAAAGACUACAACUUUCAAAAUGCUGACUGGUGACUGUGACGUCAGCUCCGGGGAGGCUACUGUGGCUGGUUACAGCAUCCUGACAGAGAUUCUGGACGUGCACCAGAACAUGGGCUACUGCCCUCAGUUUGAUGCCAUUGAUGAGCUCCUUACUGGCAGGGAGCAUCUCUACCUCUAUGCUCGUCUCAGAGGGGUUCCCGAGUCAGAGAUCCCCAGAGUGGCUGAGUGGGGCAUCCAGAAGCUGGGUCUGACAGAGUAUGCUGGCUGCUGUGCAGGGACCUACAGUGGAGGCAACAAACGUAAACUCUCCACAGCUAUUGCGAUGAUUGGCUGCCCCGCGCUGGUGCUGCUGGACGAGCCAACGACAGGGAUGGACCCGCACUCUCGACGCUUCCUGUGGAAUGCCAUCAUGAGUGUCAUUCAGGACGGCAGGGCCGUGGUGCUAACAUCACACAGUAUGGAGGAGUGUGAGGCCCUCUGCACUCGCCUGGCCAUCAUGGUUAAUGGGACCUUCAAGUGUUUGGGUACCAUCCAGCAUCUCAAAUACAAAUUUGGUGAUGGCUACAUAGUGACCAUGAAAAUCAAGGCAGCUAAAGUUGGCUUGUCCCCAGAACUGGAGCCUGUCGAGAGCUUCAUGGAAAGCUGCUUCCCCGGCUGUGUUCAGCGGGAGAAGCACUACAACACACUGCAGUAUGAGAUUGCCUCCUCCUCCCUAGCCAGGAUAUUUCAGCUGGUGGUGGCCAAUAAAGAGAGGCUCAGCAUCGAAGACUACUCUGUUUCUCAGACAACACUGGACCAGGUGUUUGUCAACUUUGCCAAGCAACAGAUGGGCGAGGACGAGGACGGUACGUUACACAGACGAACGGCAGGAGGAAGAAAAGACAUCAAGAUUGCGCCAGUCAAGAGGAAAACAUGAAAAAGUCACCUGUAAAUGUAGAGGGACAAAUGUAGAGGUAUUCCCUUCCGGGGCAGUAAGCUAACUUUCCGCCACUUUUUAUAUUUCUCUAGCCAAAUUGCUUUGUUAAUAGAGAGAGUUGAGCCUGGCUGGUUACCUGCCAAAGUCGCUGUUAGAACAGUUUAUCGAAAACCAAGCAUGUCUUAUACACGACAUGAAAUUGUGUGUUCUUUUAAACAGCAGAAACUAAUGCAUAAAGAGAAUUCAGCAUCUGAAAUAUAAACAUAUAUAAAUAUCAAAAAUAUAUGUCUGCUUAUAUUGACUAAUUUGUAUAAAUAUGUACAUAUAUGUGUGUGUAAUUAAUACUUAAACACCUUAGCAGUAUUUUUGACAAUGUCUACAUUAACACACACACCUCAGUUUUAUUUACCAUGUUGAAGUGUCAUUUAAUGUUGGUUGUUUUGACUGUCUGAAUGCAAAACAUGUUUACUAUUGCUUCCAUCCUAUUCAGUCAUUUACUCCUGUAUAUUCAAGUAUGUCUUUGCCUGCCGUGUUUCAUACAUUGCCAUGUCAUGUUGUUCCCCAGUCAGUACAAAAUAUCACAAAAUGAUCCUCUUAAAUGAUUCAAUUUGAGAAAAAUUAUGUUUUAGAUGAAUGUAGCUAUAAAUAAAGAGGAAUUCUAUUUUGUAUCUGGCCAAAUAAACCUUAAACAUGCUUUAUACUUAAUGUUCUGUGCAGUCUUGCCUAGCUGAUUUGCACUGCAUCAU